AUGUCUCUGCUGGAGUUUCCUCCGUUGAACUCUGCUGGAAGACCGUAUGCCAUACAAGAAUCGAAUGGUCGCAUCAUCACAGGAAAUGUCGACGAGUUCCGAGCUGUUUCCAAAUGCGAGGCUAUGGCUGACUAUCCAUUUGUUGAGCGAGCGCAACUCAGCAGCCUUCAGCAUUCCAUAUCAAAGAGUGAUGUCGCAGACGCUUUUGUUUUUAAAGAAGCAGAUCGUUUCAAGCAAGCAAUGGAUAGAUGGGAAAAAGACGGGAUAACAGGCGUGAUCGAUCAUGUUGCACACAUUACCGAAGAUACCAGGCUUUGGCCGUUAGCCAGACUCAGUAGAGGUGUUUUGCGAGUACGUAAUGGGGUGGCGAAUGUUGCUGCGAAGGUUCUUCCAUCGAUGGGACAAGAUCGAAUCGAAGAACUCCUUCAGCACUACGUAACAACUUUGAAUUGGAGGAACAAUUGGCUUCGCUGUGUGGCCGUACACGAUGAGGGCCGACGUAUAGCGAUUUGUCAAGCGAAUAACUACAUAAGGAUCUACAAAAUCGGACGAAGUCAGAAAACGCCGUUGACCUUGAAACACCCAUUGCAAACCAAUGUUGCUUCGAUGGCUUGGGAGCCUUUCGACCAGCGAGUUCUUGCAGUCGCUGCUAACAAUAAAAUUUUGAUCUGGAGGCUGACUAUGAAAGCGGCCAACAUCAAACCUUCUGUACAUUGUGCUCAAGUGAUUGAGUUACCAUUUGAACCCAUAAGUCAGCUUGUUUGGGACCGUACUACGACUAAUGUGCUUUUUGCUGUAUCUCCUAAUAGCAAUAAGAUCAUGAUCGUUGACAUAUCCACCGGAGAUGUUGAUUCUUUUGGUGCUUGGACUGGUGGAAAUGUAACCCAAAUAGUUCCAAAUGCAGAUGGUCGUCGUCUUGCUGUUCUCUAUACUGGUAACCUUAUAAGGGUGUAUGACCGAAGUUGCUGGCGAGAAGAGCGAUGGGGUUCUCUAGCAGGGCGAGCCGUUAGUGCUGUGUGGUCACCUGCGGGAGACUUCCUGCUCUUCGCAACAGAACACAGCGGUCAACUCUACACUCUGAAUUUCUCUGCUAAGAAGGUCAUCAAUGACGAUAAGAUCCCAGAAACGCGUUGGGUGGGUGACUCUCAUGCCAUACCAGUGUUCGACCUAUCGCCGGUUGAGUUUGAUCCUUCUGAACUUGAGAUUCAAGGCGCCGUGGAAAGGGAGAUAGUGACGAUUGGUGGAAAGGUACAGUCUCUAACACUGAGCCCUGACGGCCAAAGGUUGUCCGUAAACUUUGCUGAGAAUACAUCUGUUAUUGCCAUCUUUAUAGUCGACUGGUUUCCUACAGUUCGAUUAACUCCAAGUGGCUUCGUCGAAGCUCCGCUUUAUGGAAAUGCAUCCAUCAUCACUUUCUUGCCAAAAUUUGAUGGCGGCUCUCUUCUGACUAUCGUCUGGUCAGGUGGCACCAUACAGUAUCUCCCAAUGUUGUACGGUCACAACUCGUCGUCCCACAUGAAUUCUCGCACAAUACUCGAAGAAAUCAGUGGAAGAACUAGCGCAGCCAAUCGAAUCAUGAGUGAUUCUUUGCGCUCCUCUGAGUUACCUAGCGGGGUCAUGGACAAGACGGAAAACGACGAAAUAGUGUUGUUUACCGAGAAAAUCCUAGCAGAAAAAUCUGCGGCAGAAAAACCUGUGGAGGCCAAUUAA
Molecule: messenger RNA, 1710 nt
Organism: Cylicocyclus nassatus
Lineage: Eukaryota; Metazoa; Nematoda; Chromadorea; Rhabditida; Strongylidae
Source: the annotation of a GenBank genome assembly